AGGCUGCAGGCACAGAGCAACAGCUUUCACCUUCAUCACCUCCUUCACAUACACUAGUGGGCUGAACGCUGCUGAGGAUGGAUCGCCGAGGAGGAGGAGGCUGAGAGACAGUCGCAUCCAGCGGUCCACAGAGGAGGGAAGAUGCUCUGUGCGCCACAUCAGAUAUGAACUAAUGAAAUAUGACAACUUCAGACCGACAGAUGCCGGACAGAUGGCUCUCAUCCAUCGGCUGCUUCCCUCCAUCUCCCUCGCAGGGUGACCUCUCAGGUGUUCCGUGCGUCUCGGUCCUCAUCAGGAGCGACGCGCCGUGCUGCAUCUGCGUGACCACUCCGAAGAAAUGCGAUCUCACCUAAGUGAUCUUCUGUCUGCCGUCGGAUUUUGCGCUCAUCAGCAGGUCGAGUCUCCUUUGCUUGUGUUUCCUGAGCCUCUGACUGCAUGGCUUUCUUGACUUGUGCCCUCAGGACUGUGAAGCAGGAUGAAAAGCCUUCGUGUGUUUAUGCGUCCUCGCAACCUCUCACUAAUUGCAGCCCGUAAUUAGAGCGGGAAUCGUGGUGAAAAUCUCCUGAUUAAACGAUGGAAAGACCUUCUGUGUAUCGACAUAAAGGAUAGAAGAGAGAGUCUGGAGGCGAGGACAUGGUCAUCACUGAUAGAAACAACGGCACCCCUGUGCCUAUAAAGGAGCCCCAGAAGAAGAAGAGGAAGUCGCGCCCUCAUGGCCUGCCCUCUCCGGCACUCUGCUGUGCCUGCGGCCUGUGCAUCAUGCUGGCUGGACUCAACAUCACCCUGGUGGGAGCAUUCGCCUUCAGCACAGUGUUGCCUUCUGCCAACCCCCCCAUCAUCAUCGGACCCAUCCUGCUGCUGGUGGCCUUCACCUUCUUCGGGGCCUGUUGCGUGUGCAGCCGCCUGCCUCCUCCCCACAGCUCCCGGAGGUCUCAGGUGGGUGGCAGGGGCACUGGGUUGAUGGGACAUGGCGGCCUUGUUGGAGGGGCAGCGUUUGAAAUCGAGACCAGCGAGCACACGUUGCAGGACACUACAGCCGUGCAGCUGAGCCCCACAUCCUCUCCUGGGUCAUCUCGGGCCUCCAGCCCAGAAAAGGAGGCUCCUGACGCAGCCCUGCCAGGACCUUGCAAGCUCUUCACCAUGGAGACCAACGGCCCUUCUUGUGUUUCCGCCACCGCAGUCUAUUCAGCCUCUGCAGCAGCAGGAGGAGAGGUGAGGCUCAACCUGCCACGUGAAGAAGUGGUCGCCUAGCAGGGCAGAAACUCCUCCAAGGCCGGAGUGCUGGCAGUGUAAAUAUCCUCCUGGGUCGAGGCCAUGCUGGGUGUGAUAAUGUCCUCUACGUUGUGCCAUAUCUCUGGUUGUGAGAAGUUGUCAAGAGUAUGCUUUUGAUUUCUCUUGCUGUGCCAACUGGUAAUUAGCAUGCCAAGUUAAUGAGACAUCCAAGUAUUUGUGGAUCAUAGGUUUUGGAAUUCAAAUUCCUACCUCUCUUGUGCUGUUUCCUUACAGGUCUCUGUUUUUACUGUGGGGCAUUAUGAACAGUUUUCAUGUAAAAAUCAAAGUGUCUGAGACCAUAAACAUUUAUCUUUCACUGUUACUCGGGUUUAGUGGAAACCUCAGCCGUCAACAGUGAUUUCAGAGGGCUCAACAGAAAAUUUUGAUCAUUUAUUUGUUCUGAAAACUUUAAAGAUUACAUGUGAGAGGUCAGUAGUGAAACAAAGAGGUGAGCUGCACAGGACAUUUGGCAUUUUGUGUGCCCUGCCCAGUGCUGAACUUGUUUUGUGGACAUAACAUAUCGGAGGUUACGGGGGUCCCAAAGCAAUAUUCUCUCACCUGAGAUUAAAAUCUUGGCACAAGUAAGUGAUUACAAACACUACAGCCAAAUAACACAUUUGCAGCACAUUUACAUUUAACAGUGUUGGUUUGUGGAAGCAUUUUUCUUAUAGACACUGUGAAUAUUAUAUUUCUCUUUGCAGUCUUGACACUUUCUGAUUUCAUGUGUACAUUUUGAUUGAGGACACUUGCAACUUAAUCCACAGUUUUAAGGCCAUAUUCAUUUUGUUUUUUUCAGUAAUACAAUAUAAUGCAGUUUAGGUGAUUCUUUUCUCAUGCUGAAUUUGAAUUUACAGCAGGACUCAAACAAAAGAAUGAAUUUCACAGCAAACAUUUACCUCUAACGGCCCCAAUAUUUUAAACAUUGGAAAGCCAAGAAGUUUAACACAGUUUAAAUGUUAAGAUUACAAAAAAAAAACAAAAACUAUUUGUUCCCCAUCACUGUGAUGUCUGCUUGCCAGUUAUAAACCUGACUGGUCAAAAGAGACAUUCAAAUGCUUGAUUUCCUUUCAUGGAAAGUUGCCUUAGACUGAGAUAUCAGGAUUAAACUAAUGAGGGCUAUAUAAAAGUGCACAAUUGCAGUUUUCUUUAGAAAGCCUUUUGUUUGGCUCUGGAUUUCUAUUCCAUAUUGUUAGGAAAGCCUCAACAGGUUUUUGUGCAUGCAAGUGGCGUAACUGUUUCAUCUCAGUAACAUGUACAGUAUGUAGUAGCAGGAGAGUAAACGCCUGCAUACAGACACACAACCACUGACCACAGCAUUCCAUUAUACACUAUUAACUGAAAUUAUUUGUGGUACAGUUCCUCAGAAAGACCAUUUUCUUCUGUCUAAGCUCUCUCUCAUGCCAAAUUCGAGUGCUGAGCUGAAUUUUGCAUGUUCAGAAAACUGAGUAAUGGAAAUGCAAACACCCUGUUGUGAACUGUUGGUGUAUCGUCUGUGUAUUUUCAUUUGUGUAGCACUUCUACAAAAUCUCAGAAAAAAAAAUCAUGUAAAGGAUAGAAUAUUUUUGUGAAGAUUCUAAUUAAAAAGAACCAAUCCAAAUGUGAAUCCCGCAAAAGAUACAAAUAAAAAGCCUCUUUCA
Messenger RNA from Amphiprion ocellaris (clown anemonefish), 2909 nucleotides. It is a transcript of the gene tmem275a, whose product is annotated as transmembrane protein 275a. The transcript has 2 exons. The record is from RefSeq and is a predicted model, not a curated record. The coding region runs from base 634 to 1251 and encodes 205 amino acids. Lineage: Eukaryota; Metazoa; Chordata; Actinopteri; Pomacentridae.